Molecule: messenger RNA, 1914 nt
Organism: Suhomyces tanzawaensis NRRL Y-17324
Lineage: Eukaryota; Fungi; Ascomycota; Pichiomycetes; Serinales; Debaryomycetaceae
Gene: SDH12
Product: Sdh12p
Exons: 1
Coding region: 1-1914 (637 amino acids)
Biological process (GO): tricarboxylic acid cycle; mitochondrial electron transport, succinate to ubiquinone
Molecular function (GO): succinate dehydrogenase (quinone) activity; flavin adenine dinucleotide binding; electron transfer activity
Source: RefSeq, a predicted model, not a curated record
AUGCUUUCGUUACGUGCCAAAUGGAACGUCGGACGCCGUGCCUUGUCGUCCAGUGCCGUCUCCCGCCAGGUGAUCGGCUCCAACGUCAAAGGAACUGACUUUAACGCCGCCAAAUACAUGAGCCAGAAGUACCACGUUAUAGAUCACGAGUACGACUGUGUGGUUGUUGGUGCUGGUGGUGCUGGUUUGAGAGCAGCAUUUGGGCUUGCUGAGGCAGGCUUCAAGACUGCCUGUAUCUCCAAGUUGUUUCCUACCCGUUCGCACACCGUUGCCGCCCAGGGUGGUAUCAAUGCUGCCUUGGGAAACAUGCACAAGGACGACUGGCACUGGCACAUGUACGACACCGUCAAGGGUUCUGAUUGGUUGGGAGACCAGGACGCCAUCCACUACAUGACCAAGGAAGCGCCCCAGUCCAUCUACGAGUUGGAGAACUACGGUGUGCCUUUCUCCAGAAACGAGGAGGGCCGUAUUUACCAAAGAGCUUUUGGAGGUCAGUCCAAGGAGUACGGAAAGGGAGGUCAGGCCUACAGAACUUGUGCUGUUGCCGACAGAACCGGUCACGCAUUGUUGCACUCGCUCUACGGUCAGUCUUUGAGACACGACACCCACUUCUUCAUUGAGUUCUUUGCCAUGGACUUGUUGAUGGAAGACGGUGCCUGUGUGGGUGUGGUUGCCUACAACCAGGAAGACGGAACCUUGCACAGAUUCAGAGCCCACAAGACCGUCAUGGCCACUGGUGGGUACGGAAGAGCCUACUUCUCGUGUACCUCUGCCCACACCUGUACUGGUGACGGGUACGCCAUGGUCUCCAGAGCUGGCUUGCCAUUGGAGGACUUGGAGUUCGUCCAAUUCCAUCCUUCUGGUAUCUACGGUUCCGGUUGUUUGAUCACUGAAGGUGCCAGAGGUGAAGGUGGUUUCUUGGUCAACUCCGAGGGUGAAAGAUUCAUGGAGCGUUACGCUCCAUCCGCCAAGGAUUUGGCCUCCAGAGACGUUGUCUCCAGAGCCAUCACCAUGGAAAUCAACGAAGGAAGAGGUGUUGGUCCAAAGAAGGACCACAUGCACUUGCAAUUGAGCCAUAUUCCUGCUUCUGUCUUGAAGGAAAGAUUGCCAGGUAUUUCUGAGACCGCCCACAUUUUCGCUGGUGUCGAUGUCACCAAGGAGCCUAUCCCAAUCUUGCCUACCGUCCACUACAACAUGGGUGGUAUUCCAACCAAGUGGAACGGUGAAGUGGUCAAGAAGAACGAAAAGGGUGAGGACGAGGUUGUUCCAGGUUUGUUGGCCUGUGGUGAGGUUGCCUGUGCUUCCGUCCACGGUGCCAACAGAUUGGGUGCUAACUCGCUUUUGGAUUUGGUUGUUUUCGGUAGAGCUGUCAGUCACACCAUCAGAGACUCCUUGACCCCAGGUACCCCUCACAAGCCAGUUUCCAAGGACUUGGGUUACGAGUCCAUUGCCAACUUGGACAAGUUGAGAAACGCCAACGGUACCAAGUCCACUGCUGAAAUUAGAGAUGACAUGCAACACACCAUGCAAAGAGGUUGUGCUGUCUUCAGAACCCAAGAAACUUUGGACAAGUGUGUCGAGCACAUCAAUGUAGUCGACAAGUCGUUUGCCAACGUCAAGACCACCGACAGAUCGAUGAUCUGGAACUCGGACUUGGUUGAGACCUUGGAAUUGCAAAACUUGUUGACCUGUGCCACCCAAACUGCCCACUCUGCUGCUGCCAGAACUGAGUCCAGAGGUGCCCACGCCAGAGACGACUACCCUGACCGUGACGAUGAGCACUGGAGAAAGCACACCUUGUCAUACCAAACCAACUUCGGUGACAAGGUCAAGUUGGACUACAGAGAUGUCAUUGCCACCACCUUGGACGAAAACGACUGUAAGCCAGUUCCUCCAGCCGUUCGUGUCUACUAG